AUGGACACGUUCAACGAGAAGGAUCCUGCUCGGACUGUGCAAGAUCCAGAGAAAGCCAGUGAUCUCUCCGGCAUUGCUGAUCGGGCGACCGACUGCAUGGCCGCGAUAGUCGGGUACCGCGAGGAUCCCGAGUUAUUUGCCCGAGCUUUGGAUAGCUAUAAGCUUGCAUCUGAAUGCCGCUUCAUUCUGGUGGGUGUUGACGGUGACGAUGUGCCUGACAUGGAGAUGGUUCGGGUGUUUCAAAAUGUCUUUCCUCAAAAGUCGGCCGUCAUUCAAGUUGACGAGCCUUUUGGUGAAGUCGCCAUGCGGACUUUCGAGAAGAUGUCAACCAUUGACGGAAACUUGCAAGCUCCCGAGACCUAUAUGGAGUCCACCAUUGCACACUGCUGCCAGUUGGCCCGUGAGAUCCUGGCCGAACACGACCUAAAACUAGGCCAGAUUGACGGCAUUACACGGCUCUGCUUAUUCCAACCUCAUCUUCACAAGAAGGGUAUCAUGUUCACUUCGUUCAUAUUUUCAAUCGUCAUCUCCGAGAUGCUCGGCAUCGAGUAUCUCUGGUCCUCGGACUCCGACACCCUUAUCGUGCGUGAUUCGCUUCGCAAUACCAUCGAAACUAUUGCGGGCGAUAAGAACGUUGGAGGAGCCAGCUGCGGACUGAUCGUGCACAACGAAGAUGAUUCUGUGACUACCAAGCUCGGCAGUGUGGUCUACUGGUCCGAAUUAUAUCUGACGCGCUCGACAUCGACAUCUUCGGGUACCAGCGACUGCCAAAGUGGCCCCAGUUCAGCCUUUCGGGUGUCCGCUCUCCCCGCUGUCUUGUAUCCCUGGUAUACUCAAACCGUCCUGGGUCACCGCAUGGUGGUGAACGAGGACCGCCAUCUCACCACGAAUCUGCUGAUGCGCGGCUGGACUGUCACCUAUGUCUCUGAUACACUAGCUGCAACCGAUACCCCGACGACUCUGAGUAGAUGGAUCAUGCAACAGGUCUCCUUUACAUUUUUCUAUUAUCUCUUCACCGGCCGCUGCUUCGCCUACUUCAACUGGUAUGACGUUGGUAUCCGUAUCGCCUACACGCUCUUGUACAACUACACUCGUAACCCAGACCGUGGACCGACCAAUUCCUGGCUUUGGAUCGUACCCGGUCUUCUUUUCUAUAAUAUCCCAUUGCCGAUGAUCCACCUUUGGAGUUUGAUUACUGUUUUCCAAGAUGGAUGGGGCACGUCUAUGCGCUCGACAUCGGAAUUGUCGAAGCGUGGACAAGCUUGGAAGCGUUGGAAUGAUCUUGGAUUCUUUGUGGUGUGGAUGGGUGUUGUUGGUGGUACCGCUGCGAGAAUGGCGGCGCACAUGGCUGGAUGGGAUGCCAGAAGUAUCUUCCAGGCCAUCAUUGUGGGAAUUGCCGUUCCAUCGGUGGUUUCAUUCUAUGGUCUGGUGAUUCGUGGAUGA
Molecule: messenger RNA, 1443 nt
Organism: Penicillium maclennaniae
Lineage: Eukaryota; Fungi; Ascomycota; Eurotiomycetes; Eurotiales; Aspergillaceae
Exons: 4
Coding region: 1-1443 (480 amino acids)
Biological process (GO): hyaluronan biosynthetic process; extracellular matrix assembly
Molecular function (GO): hyaluronan synthase activity
Source: RefSeq, a predicted model, not a curated record